UGGCGGCGGCAGCGCGGGCGCGCACGGCGGCGGGGGGCGCGGAGCGGGCCGGGGGAGCGCCCGCCCCACGCGGCUGCCCUCGGCCCCGCAUAGCACCGCCGGCCGCCAAAACCGCCCUGAAAGAGAAGGAGAACUUGUUCGUCCGUCCUCCGCCUGCCUCCCUGCCGCCCGCGCAUCCUCUCCCGCGGCGCAUCCGCCCGCCCUCCGGGUGCUGCUCCCUCCCGGGCUCAGGGCUGAUCCGCUGGCUCCAGCUGGAACGCUUCGUCGCUCGUUUCCCUCUGAGGGUUUUUUUCGGUAGCGGUAUACCGAGGAGAGGCUCCGUCCCUCAGGCACCCUGCCUCACCCUGCGGGGGAAGGGAGCUGGGUGGGGGCAAGCCAGGAAGGGAGGAUCUCAGUGGCUCUCCUAAAAUCUAUCAGCAGGCUGCGAGGAGGGAAGAGUUUGGCACUUCGCAGCCGAGGCUGGGCUUGUUUUCCCUAGCGGUGAUGCCGCUGGACUGAGAGCGGUGCGGCCGUGCAAGUUAGGGGGACGGAGCCCCCCCCUUCCACCGCCCCCCAGACCCGGUCCAGCGCCUUCAGCCCCGGCGGCUCGUCCCUGCCGCCCCACUGCAUGAGCGCUGCUCCGAGGACAGGGCGGUUCGGCGCCUGCUAGGGCUGCUCUCCGCCGCCCCCCAGACUUCCCCACCACCGACGAGGAGCGGAGCGCACCCCGCACCCGGAGAGUUGACUCGGCAGGCUCCGUGCUAUGGCGAGGCUGCGGAGGAGCAAACUAGCUGCUGGAUUUCUAUUACUUUUCCAGUGCCUGAGCGAGCGCUGCCAGCUCUCCGGCGGGGAGACGCCGAGGCAGAGCCGCGGUGCGUUUUAUGAAAUUGUUCAGAGCUUCCCUCGAAUGGAGGAAGAUGUGCGAGUGGAUUCAUAUGUAAGCAGCAACAGGUGGAGAAGGCACUCAGAGUCUCUCAAAUCAAUUGACACCAACAGAGCCAGCAUGGGGCAAGAUUCCUCUGAGCCAGGGGGUUUCACAGACCUGCUGCUUGAAGAAGGCCAUGACAACACCACCCAGAUUGAGGAAGAUACAGAUCAUAAUUAUUAUACUUCAAGGACGUAUGGCCCAUAUGAUUCUACCAGCCGGGAUUUGUGGGUCAAUAUAGACCAGAUGGAGAAGGACAAAGUAAAGAUUCAUGGGAUCCUUUCCAAUACGCAUCGUCAAGCUGCAAGAGUGAAUCUGUCCUUUGAUUUUCCAUUUUAUGGUCAUUUUCUACGUGAAAUUACUGUGGCAACUGGGGGUUUCAUAUAUACUGGAGAAGUUGUACAUCGAAUGCUAACAGCUACCCAAUAUAUUGCACCCUUAAUGGCAAAUUUUGACCCCAGUGUAUCAAGAAAUUCAACAGUCAGAUACUUUGAUAAUGGCACAGCACUAGUUGUCCAGUGGGACCAUGUACAUCUGCAGGAUAAUUACAACCUGGGCAGUUUCACUUUUCAGGCCACCCUUCUCAAUGAUGGGCGUAUCAUUUUCGGCUACAAAGAAAUUCCUGUCGCUGUAACACAGAUAAGUUCAACAAACCACCCAGUGAAAGUGGGACUUUCAGAUGCGUUUGUGGUUGUGCACAGGAUCCAGCAAAUUCCCAAUGUCCGAAGAAGAACAAUUUAUGAAUACCACAGGGUGGAGCUACAGAUGUCAAAGAUUACCAAUCUCUCAGCUGUUGAAAUGAUACCUCUUCCAACUUGUCUCCAGUUUACCAGCUGUGGUCCCUGUGUCACUGCCCAGAUUGGUUUCAACUGCAGCUGGUGCAGUAAACUCCAAAGAUGCUCCAGUGGAUUUGACCGUCACCGGCAAGAUUGGGUAGACAGUGGCUGCCCUGAAGAGGCAAAAGAUAAGAUCUGUGAAAAGAAUAUAGACACAACUGAAACACCUCCAUACUCCACCACCACCCUUCUGCCAACCACCACAAGGUUCAGAGUUUUAACAACCACCAGGGGAUCCACCACUUCCCACCUUCCAACUAGCCUGCCCACAGAAGAUGACACCAAGAUUGCACUGCACCUAAAAGAUAAUGGAGCUUCGACAGAUGACAGUGCGGCAGAGAAGAAAGGUGGAACACUUCAUGCUGGCUUAAUUGUUGGCAUUCUAGUCCUGGUCCUUAUUGUGGCUGCAGCCAUCCUCGUGACGGUCUAUAUGUAUCAUCAUCCGACGUCAGCAGCCAGUCUCUUCUUCAUAGAGCGACGUCCAAGCAGAUGGCCAGCAAUGAAAUUCAGAAGAGGAUCUGGACAUCCUGCCUAUGCUGAAGUGGAACCAGUCGGAGAAAAAGAAGGGUUCAUCGUAUCAGAGCAGUGCUAAAAUUUCUGGGACAGAACACCAGUACUGGCCUACAGGUGUAAGACAUUUACUUUGCCUCUCUUUAAAGAAAAGGAGCCCUAAGCUGCUGUAGCCUGAUAGAAAGAAGAUUUUGGAUAAGCUUUGUCCAAGAAGAAAAACUAUCUAAGAUACCAGAUUACUACUGCACAGUAGUUUUUGUUAGUGGACUGAGACACAAUGGUUCAUGCAGAACACUUGUCAGUGGACACCUACAGUAUCAGAACUAUGGCACAAGUGCCAUAUUAUUGGCUUUAGGUGUGGGGAUGCACAGUAAUCAGAAGUAUAAUAAAGCUUUGGUGCACAAGAGUGUUGCCCUUUGGUUUAAGUGUUCUCUGUUAUCUCAAAGACUGAGGGACAAAUCUGUACUGUUUCAGUGCAAAGGGCACUGAAUAGUGUUCACAGGUGAUUGAGGAUAGUAUCUCAAUGCAGGUAAAGAAGAAAAAAGGAACUUACCAAUAUUUCUAUAAGCAGAUGUGAAAUAUACACACUUUUCAAUUCUAGAUUAACCUACCCACCUAAUUGAGCGAGUCACAAUGUAAAUGCUUUCUCCAGGAGUAGUACGUUUCUUGUACAUUGCUGACAACAGAGAAUUUUCACGGUGGUGAAAUUAUUUCCUGGGAGUUCACAGUGAAGUUGGGCUGAUUUUCAGUUUCAGUGUUCACUAAAAAAUGAAUUAUCAGAUUUGUUUUAAGGGAUAUCUUUCAUUUCUCAGCAGGAGACUGAAGUAAAGGCAACAGAUCCUUUUAGCUGCCAGAGAGCUUAUGGACCAUUUCUUAGGCAAUGUGAUAUGAAAAAAUAAGAUUUAAAAUAAAUGGGUUUCUAUCCUUUGCCAUUUCAUUGUGAGUCAUUACUGAGAAGCACCACAGACUUCAAUGCACCCCUUUCAGAGAUUCAGAUACAAGUGUUAUUGAACCCUGCUGAUUCAUACAGUGGUUUUGUUUAAUGCACAUAGUAGUUGCAUAAAUAUAUAUAUAAAUAUAUUUUUUUUUAUAGCUAACACAAGGCGGGUUCUUGUGACUGUUAAGACUGCAUUUUUGUCAUCCAGACAAAGGAAAUGGAUUGCAUUACUGCAUAUUUCCACUGAGUUGUAAAAUAAUCCUUAAUAUUAGAAUAUUUUUAUGUUGUGUAGGGAAGGUGGUUCAUGUAGUUGCAGUGCCAUAAACUUUCUGCCUAUUGGAACCAUUCUUUCUUUAAUAUCGACCCUUUCCCUCCCUGUAUAGGGAAAGACAAGACUAUAAAUUCACACCAUCAAAACCAGUUACUCCUUUCAUGGAAGGGGUUAAUAUACACCAAGACCCAGAGCUUCCAUGCGGAGUGGCAACCUAAAUACUUUGAUGAUCUGGGCCUGGGCCACUAAACUAUAAAAUUCAGGUAUUGUAUGUAUAUUUCAUGGCAGUGAUUGACUACCAAAUUUUUUACAUACUGUGCAAGGCACUUGAAUGAUUUUAAAGUGAGGUAUGCAACAUUUGUGGGUUUUGUUCUCGAGCAGUUUAAAAAAGUUGUAGUUAUCACCUUAACAGUACAUUAUUUACAUUUCUUGUUGAUGCUUGUAUGGCCUAAAUUUGAUUACUUAAUGAUGUUUAAAAACAAACAAAAAAAAAGAGUCACAAUUUUUACUUGUUUUUUUGUUUAGUAAAUACUACAAUACUAUAUUUUCUGUAUUCUUUUAUUUUGGGUAACACACUUCUAUUUUCAUCUGGUUUAAAUCAUCUAGCAUGAGAUUGAAACUGUUCAAAACCUAACUGGUAUUAAUCUGAAGGUACUAACAAACACAUUGUCUUGAAGCCUGGUGUAAAGCCAGUGGCAAGUAUUCAUUUCAAUUUGUGUGGGUCUGCUGAGCCCUGUUUCUAAUAAGAUGGGGUUAAAUUGCAAGCUGUUAAUUCUGAUAGCAAUAACCAAAUGUAUGCACAUAUAUAUGGUGACACAUUUUUUAUUAAAUAAAAAGGUAUCAGUGCACAUCAUUUAGGUACGUAUUUGGUGUGCAAUAAUUAUCAUUAGUUUUUUUAGGAAUGUUGGAGGUCAUCAGCUAGGGUUCAUUGGUCAAAUGAAGCAACUGUAAAGCUUCUGGAAUCCUAUUUGGAAAAAAAUUUAUUUCAGAGCACAUCUUGGCAAAAUAUACUAAGAAAUUUACAAAAAUCUACAUAGAAUUGCAAUAUAUUCAAGGGACUUUUCAUAUAAGUAAGGAAGAUUUAUAUUAUUAUGUGUUUACAGAUCUGCAGUUCAUCUGAUUCACUCAUAUUUUUACCCAUGUAUGUAAUACAUGUCAUGCAAUAGAACUGGCAGAAUAUUUGUAACAUGAUUCGACAAAUGCAACAACACUUUUAAAAUCUGGUAUUUUUAUUAAUUUUGUUUUAAGGCGCUCUUGCACACCUGAAGGAUGUUUGUUAGUAUUUGCAAACCAACUUAUAUAUCAUACUCCUUCAUAAAAUAAUAGCAAUUAUUUUUUUCACUUUUUGUUCAGCUCACAUUAUUUGGUGGCAGAUUUCACUGGUCUAUGGGAAGCAUCAUAGUAUACUUCUUUAGAUUUUUGCCAUGAUGUUAUAUGCUAUGGAUUAUAACAUGAGGAGUUGCUGGGUUUAUUGAAUAAGACCGAUAGGCAUAUGCUUACAUCUGAUGAGAACUGCUAUCUGAAGAGAAAAACUCCUGCAUACUAAUGGGUGUAUAGUGUCUCAUUGGUGUCUGCUUUGAUAUAUUCUGUGGUAUGUUUUAUUUAUCCCAGUAGGCAAAAGUUAAUUAAGUAAUCUGUUGAUGUUUUGUAAUUCCAUCUGGUUUUCUAAUUUUUUAAUUAUUAAAAUUGCCACAUUAAAAAUUAUACAAACAUUAA
Molecule: messenger RNA, 5174 nt
Organism: Pipra filicauda (Wire-tailed manakin)
Lineage: Eukaryota; Metazoa; Chordata; Aves; Passeriformes; Pipridae
Gene: PLXDC2
Product: plexin domain containing 2
Exons: 14
Coding region: 743-2332 (529 amino acids)
Source: RefSeq, a predicted model, not a curated record